This is a messenger RNA of Thyridium curvatum, 642 nucleotides long. RefSeq lists its product as uncharacterized. Bases 1 to 642 code for a protein of 213 amino acids. Gene Ontology annotation, molecular function: GTPase activity; GTP binding. Gene Ontology annotation, biological process: regulation of vacuole fusion, non-autophagic. Gene Ontology annotation, cellular component: phagocytic vesicle; fungal-type vacuole membrane; vacuole. The record is from RefSeq and is a predicted model, not a curated record. The transcript has 6 exons. Lineage: Eukaryota; Fungi; Ascomycota; Sordariomycetes; Thyridiales; Thyridiaceae.
AUGAUCCAAAAGAUUCAAAGGACGUGUUUUUGUGCUGAAAAGUCUCUCUACAAGGUCAUCAUCCUUGGCGACAGCGGUGUGGGCAAGACCAGUUUGAUGAACCAAUAUGUCAACAAGAAGUUCAGCGCGAGCUACAAGGCCACCAUCGGCGCCGAUUUCCUGACGCGAGAGGUCCUUGUCGAUGACCGUCAAGUCACUAUGCAGCUUUGGGACACCGCAGGACAAGAGCGAUUCCAGUCAUUAGGCGUGGCUUUCUACCGCGGCGCCGACUGCUGUGUCCUGGUGUACGACGUCAACAAUUCCAAGAGCUUCGACGCCCUCGACAGCUGGAGGGACGAGUUCCUGAUCCAAGCAUCACCCAGAGACCCGGAUAACUUCCCUUUCGUUGUGCUUGGCAACAAGAUCGAUGUGGAGGAGAGCAAGCGAGUCAUCUCCACCAAGAGGGCGAUGACGUUCUGCCAGUCAAAGGGCGGCAUUCCUUACUUCGAGACGAGUGCCAAGGAGGCUAUCAACGUCGAGCAGGCCUUUGAGGUCAUUGCAAGGAAUGCUCUCGCGCAGGAGGAAUCGGAGGAAUUCAGCGGCGACUUCCAGGAUCCCAUCAACAUCCACAUCGAGAACGACAGGGAUGGCUGCGCUUGUUAA